CCCCGCAGCCCCUCCCCUGGGCGCGCGCGCGACCUGGGCGCCAUGGCGGCGGCGGUGACAACAGGCCAGCGGCCUGAGGUCACGGCGGUGGAUGAGGCCGGGAGUCCGCAGUGGGCGCCACCUGAGCACCUCGGGGCUGGGGCAGCGACCGGGCUAGGCGAUGGCGAAGACGCCCCGGUGAGGCCUCUGUGCAAGCCGCGGGGCAUCUGCUCACGCGCCUACUUCUUGGUGCUGAUGGUGUUCGUGCACCUGUACCUGGGCAACGUGCUGGCGCUGCUGCUCUUCGUGCACUAUAGCAACGGCGACGAAAGCUCCGACCCCGGGCCCCAGCCCCGCGCCCAAAGCCCCCGGCCCGCGCCAACCUUAGAUCCCCUCACCCGGCUGGAGGGCAUCAAGGUGGGGUAUGAACGUAAGGUCCAGCUGGUCACUGACAGGGACCACUUCAUCAGAACCCUCAGCCUCAAGCCAUUGCUCUUUGAAAUCCCUGGCUUCCUGAGUGAUGAGGAGUGUCGGCUCAUCAUCCACCUGGCACAGAUGAAGGGCUUACAGCGCAGCCAGAUCCUGCCCACCGAAGAGUAUGAGGAAGCAAUGGGCACUAUGCAGGUCAGCCAGCUGGACCUCUUCCGGCUACUGGACCAGAACCACGAUGGUCGCCUGCAGCUCCGAGAGGUCCUGGCCCAGACUCGCCUGGGGAAUGGACGGUGGAUGACUCCAGAGAACAUUCAGGAGAUGUACUCUGCGAUCAAGGCAGACCCCGAUGGUGAUGGAGUGCUGAGUCUGCAGGAGUUUUCCAACAUGGACCUUCGAGACUUCCACAAGUAUAUGAGAAGUCAUAAGGCCGAGUCCAGUGAGCUGGUACGGAACAGCCACCACACAUGGCUCUACCAGGGUGAGGGUGCCCACCACGUCAUGCGUUCGAUCCGCCAGAGGGUACUGCGCCUCACUCGCCUGUCACCGGAGAUUGUGGAGCUCAGUGAACCACUGCAGGUUGUGCGAUAUGGUGAAGGAGGCCACUACCAUGCCCAUGUGGACAGCGGGCCUGUGUACCCAGAGACCAUCUGCUCCCAUACCAAGCUGGUAGCCAGUGAGGCUGUACCUUUUGAGACCUCCUGUCGCUACAUGACAGUGCUGUUUUAUUUGAACAACGUCACCGGUGGGGGCGAGACUGUCUUCCCUGUAGCAGACAACAGAACCUACGAUGAAAUGAGUCUGAUUCAGGAUGACAUUGAUCUCCGUGACACUCGGAGGCACUGUGACAAGGGGAAUCUUCGUGUCAAGCCCAGGCAAGGAACAGCAGUCUUCUGGUACAACUACCUGCCUGAUGGGCAAGGUUGGGUGGGCGAUGUGGAUGACUACUCGUUGCACGGGGGCUGCCUGGUCACACGCGGCACCAAAUGGAUUGCCAACAACUGGAUCAAUGUGGACCCCAGCAGGGCACGGCAAGCCCUGUUCCAGCAGGAGAUGGCGCGCCUGGCCCGCGAAGGUGGUGCCGACUCGCAGCCAGAGUGGGCCCUGGACCGGGCCUACCGUGAUGCGCGCGUGGAGCUUUGAGGGGAGGGUCAGUUGUGGACCACCCUCAAUCCAAGAUCUAGGGCCCAGCUGGUUCUCUGUCCUACUGCAGACUAAAGUUCUGGCUGAUGUCUUUCUCCACUCCUGCCUCCAGCCGCGAUUAUGCGAAGUUCCUAUAUUCAUGUUAUUUAUUGUGUACAGACCCCAAUGCUGCUCUGUCAAAUAAAAUUAACAGGGCUUCAACCCACUACACCUACAACUACCGCC
This is a messenger RNA of Castor canadensis (American beaver), 1776 nucleotides long. RefSeq names its product prolyl 4-hydroxylase, transmembrane (gene P4htm). The record is from RefSeq and is a predicted model, not a curated record. Gene Ontology annotation, cellular component: endoplasmic reticulum. Gene Ontology annotation, biological process: peptidyl-proline hydroxylation to 4-hydroxy-L-proline. Gene Ontology annotation, molecular function: procollagen-proline 4-dioxygenase activity; L-ascorbic acid binding; iron ion binding. Lineage: Eukaryota; Metazoa; Chordata; Mammalia; Rodentia; Castoridae.